GUAUGAGGAGUAAGGUUAUUCGGUAACUGGGUUUCAUUUUCUUUCACCUUCACUAGUCCACUCGACUGUUUAAAAAGGCGAGCAGUUGGUCAGUGCUCAUCAGCAUCGAUCUAGCAGUUGGAAAAGAAACAACAGUCCUUCUGUAUAUAUUAUACACCAGCUAAAGCUGCAUUUGAUACUCCUCCAAAGUCUACGAAUCGAGUGCAAAUCAGCCAUGAAGGCAGUAGCUAUUUUAAUUGCUUGUCUCGUCGCAACAGCCGUGGCUGCCCCGCAGUAUCAACGGCAGAAACCUAAACAAUCGGCUGCAUCCGUAUCACCUGACCAGUGGGCUGCUCUAAAUCCACUUCAAUCUGAGAAUAGCGAUCUUGAUGAACUGAAGAAGCAAUGGGCUCGUUUCCUUGAAUACCUUCCAUGGUUGAAGGGUGCUGUUGGACCAGCUGGGCCUCAAGGACCCGCCGGAGAAACUGUGUACGUUGCUGGACCCCCUGGUCCACCUGGCCCACAAGGUUAUGCUGGACCUAAGGGAGACAAGGGAGAUGCAGGUGCACCAGGAGCUAUCGGUGAGCCUGGACCUCAAGGAAACCCUGGAGUUGAUGGACCUCAAGGUCCUCAGGGAUUGGCAGGCGCACCUGGCACGGAUGGAGCCCCAGGAGCAGCUGGAGCGCCAGGUGGACCUGGAGCAAAAGGAGAUGCUGGACGCAAUGGUGCGGAUGGAGCUCCUGGAGCCCCAGGUGCCCCUGGCAAAGACGGAUAUCCCGGAGCCCCUGGACCGCAAGGGCCUAAAGGAGAUGUUGGUGCUCCUGGAAUCACACUCCCAUCCAAGAUUCCUGGCCCACCUGGUGCACCAGGAUACCCAGGCAAAGAUGGAGCUCCUGGUGCUCCUGGUACUAUUGGCCCUGUCGGACCUGCAGGCCCAGUCGGCCCACAAGGAGUCCCCGGCAAAGACGGUGCUCCUGGUAAUUCUGGAAGCCCUGGCCCGAAGGGAGAAGCAGGUAAACCCGGCUACAAUGGAGCUCCAGGAAAAGACGGACUUCCAGGCGCUCCAAGCACGCAACCCGGCCCUGUGGGACCUCAAGGACCAGCUGGUUCACCUGGCUACAAUGGCGCUCCCGGCAAAGAUGGUGCCCCUGGCCCAGUUGGCGCUCCAGGCAAGGAUGGACUAAACGGUGCUCCUGGUGCUCCAGGUGCUCAAGGAGAGCAAGGCAAACCCGGUAAAGAUGGUUAUCCUGGUGCUGCUGGUGCCCCUGGCGCAACUGGAAAUCCAGGACCCCAAGGACUCCAAGGUGAACAAGGUCCUGCUGGAAGCCCUGGCAACCCCGGCCCACAAGGAUUAAUUGGCCCUGCUGGCCCUGCUGGACCUGAAGGCAAACCCGGCCCGGCGGGCGCCCCCGGUGCACCUGGACCAGAAGGUUCCGUUGGCCCUGCUGGACCUGAAGGUAAAGUUGGCGAAACUGGAGCUCCUGGACCUGUUGGCCCGAUUGGUCCUGUUGGCGCCCCAGGAACUCAAGCUCCUUAUCCCACCAAGGGUUACACAACGGCUGCCCCCUAUUACAGAACAACCCCAAAAGACACUUGGUUCAAUUGGUAGACAUCCCGUUAGGAUCGCAAGUUCUUCUGACCAAACUCUCUGUAUUUAUUAGAAUACGAAUAAUUUGAAUUUAUGCUCACAAUUUUAGAAUGCAUUUGCUUGUGCAAGUUUAAACAAAGGGCUAUUGCUUUGAAAAUAUACCACAUUGAAGAUUUGAA
Messenger RNA from Daphnia magna, 1746 nucleotides. RefSeq names its product collagen alpha-1(I) chain. The record is from RefSeq and is a predicted model, not a curated record. The transcript has 5 exons. The coding region runs from base 215 to 1588 and encodes 457 amino acids. Lineage: Eukaryota; Metazoa; Arthropoda; Branchiopoda; Diplostraca; Daphniidae.